AUGAAGCUAUGGGAGAAAGUGAUAAAGAUGAGACUUAGAAGGGUUACAAAGGUGGCAGAGAACCAAUUCGGUUUUAUGCCAGGUAGGUCGACAAUGGAGGCUAUUCACAUCACCAGAAGCCUUAUGGAGAAGUAUAGGGAAAAACAAAAAGCGCUACACUGUGCCUUCCUAGAUUUGGAAAAGGCAUACGAUAGUGUACCACGACAGCUGAUUUGGAGGAUGCUACAAGCAAAAGGAGUUACCGGGAGAUACAUUAGGGGUUCGGCACUUAGCCCAUACCUCUUUACGUUGAUCAUAGACGAACUGUCAAGGGGCCUACAGGAGGAACUACCGUGGUGUAUGAUUUUUGCCGAUUACAUUGCGCUGAUAGCGAGAUCGACGGAGGAACUAAACCAGAGGAUAGAGAAAUGGAGAGAAGCCCUUGAAGACCAUGGUUUGUGCGUGAGCCGAGAGAAGACAGAAUACCUUAGAUGUGACUUCGAUAACCAGGAGAUUAGACAAGAUGGGGAUGAGGUUAUUAGCAUUGGGGGCCGCAUAUUGUGUCUGAAGGAGUCUUUUAGAUACCUGGGAUCAGUGAUGCACAAAUCGGGGAAAUAG
Messenger RNA from Erigeron canadensis, 597 nucleotides. RefSeq lists its product as uncharacterized. The transcript is spliced from 2 exons. Lineage: Eukaryota; Viridiplantae; Streptophyta; Magnoliopsida; Asterales; Asteraceae. Bases 1 to 597 code for a protein of 198 amino acids. The record is from RefSeq and is a predicted model, not a curated record.